Molecule: messenger RNA, 1824 nt
Organism: Lycium barbarum (goji berry)
Lineage: Eukaryota; Viridiplantae; Streptophyta; Magnoliopsida; Solanales; Solanaceae
Product: AT-hook motif nuclear-localized protein 22-like
Exons: 2
Coding region: 395-1324 (309 amino acids)
Biological process (GO): vegetative to reproductive phase transition of meristem
Cellular component (GO): nucleus
Molecular function (GO): minor groove of adenine-thymine-rich DNA binding; DNA-binding transcription factor activity
Source: RefSeq, a predicted model, not a curated record
CCCUAACCCAAUUACAACUUAGCUUUGCUAUUAACCCCAAACCCACCUUCACAAUCCUAUCAUCAAACAUAAGCAUCAAAUUCCUCCAACUCAUCCUCUCUCUUCAUUUUCUCCAAACCCUCACCAAAAGAGAAGGAAGAUCAAACCAAGAAUUGUACAACUCACUUGUUAUAUAUCAACUUAUACUACUAUACAAAUAUGGUUGAUUCAUCUCUUUCAGCUGAAAUCUUCUUAGGUCACUUCACUUUCCCUUUCCAACUCUUUUCUGGUAAAGGUUAAUUAGAACAAACCCAUUGAUUUCACCUUCAACUCUUCUCAGUUCAGCUAGAAUUUGCAAGUUCCCAAGAAAAUAUAUACUACUCAGCUCUACUUCAAGAACAAGCUUCCAGAAAAGAUGGAUCAGUUAGCAGCUCAUGGCCGUCCUUUACCACCUCCUUUUCACACUAGAGAUCUUCAGUUACAACAGAAUAACAAUCCCCACCACCAGUUCCAUCACAUACAACAACAACAACAAUUACAAACGAAAGCUGAAGACGAACAACAAAGCGGACAUCGAAAUCAGAAAAGGGAUCGCGAAGAUACCUUCAGUUUAAAUCCUGAAUCAGGCUCUAUGGACAGCAAAGGAAAUACGGGAGGAGAAGGUGGUGGAGAAGUAAGCAGAAGACCAAGAGGAAGACCAGCUGGUUCUAAGAACAAACCAAAACCACCCAUCAUAAUCACUCGUGAUAGCGCUAACGCUCUUAGAUCUCACGUUAUGGAAAUCGCCAGUGGCUGUGAUAUACAAGACAGUAUCUCCACUUUCGCCACCAGAAGACAACGCGGUGUUUGCAUAUUAAGUGGUAGUGGAACUGUUACAAACGUUACAAUUAGACAACCAGCGUCUCCAGGCGCGGUGGUAACUCUACAUGGAAGAUUCGAAAUCUUAUCGCUUUCUGGUUCAUACUUACCACCGCCAGCACCACCAGCCGCAUCAGGGUUGACGAUAUACUUGGCCGGAGGACAAGGCCAAGUAGUAGGCGGUAGCGUUGUCGGGCCCUUGAAUGCUUCGGGCCCGGUGGUGAUUAUGGCGGCUUCGUUUGGAAAUGCAGCAUAUGAAAGGCUUCCACUUGAAGAUGAAGAAUCCCCGGUGGGGCAGCAAGGAAGUGGGGCUUUACCAACAAGUGGGAUAGUAAGUACUAAUCAACAACAUCAAGCUGCACAGCAAAUUAUGGGUGGUAAUGAUCCAAAUGCUAAUUUACUUCAAGGGUUGCCUCCAAAUCUACUAAAUUCAUGUCAAUUACCAACUGAUGCUUAUUGGGGAACAGGAGGUCGUCCUCCUUAUUGAUAAAAAAUUUGGGAAACUUCAAAAAACUAGUUGUCUUUUUUUUUUUUUUUUUUUUUUUCUCUUUGCAUUUUAUUAAUCUUGGACAUGGUUUCCGAAAUCCAAUAUUAUAGUACAGUAGUACUUCUACUACAACUUCUUCUCCAUCAUUGAUCACCUUUACUUCUUUAAAGUGCUAGUCGAGUUUGUGGAGUUAUUUGAUCUGUUUCUUAGUCAUGAACUUACAUUUUGAUUAGUGAGGGAUGUAAAAUUUCAAGAAUCAUUUGUGGGUUUUUCUUUAUUUUAUGUGAAUGGUAGCAAAAAGUUGUUAACAGAAGGGGGCAUGAAUUUUUCCUCAAGUUAUCUUAGAUAAUAAUCAAUCUUUUACUUCCUGCAGAAGCAAAAAGCCUCUCCAUUUUACAGUCUUUUUAGAUUUUUACUAUAUUUUAGUUACAAAAAAAAUAGUUUAGGUUCGAAGUUUCGGUAGUUCUUUAAAUCGUUACUAUAUAUUUUGUAUAUCAUAU